Molecule: messenger RNA, 3268 nt
Organism: Megalops cyprinoides (Indo-Pacific tarpon)
Lineage: Eukaryota; Metazoa; Chordata; Actinopteri; Elopiformes; Megalopidae
Product: leucine-rich repeat and immunoglobulin-like domain-containing nogo receptor-interacting protein 2
Exons: 2
Coding region: 1138-3000 (620 amino acids)
Cellular component (GO): extracellular region
Molecular function (GO): protein binding
Source: RefSeq, a predicted model, not a curated record
UAAUAUUGAUGAAUUCUGCAGUAGAUACAUUAGUAGGUUUUUCCAUUUUAUUUUUAAUUGCAUUGCGUUUUCUCCCUAGGUGAUUCCCUGUGCAUAUGUGUAGAGAGCGAUAAGGGAUUUGUUGGCAAUAUGCUUAUGCCGCUAAUUAUUAGGAUUCCAUGGCUGUUGCACACUGCGUCUGCCCUUCUCGGUGGCGAGCAGUGGGCCGCCUCUUCUAUUUUUAUCCCCCUCCUCAAUCCGGCCUUGACAGCGGGGCGAAGUCUGAGCGGUGACCCAGUCCGUCCACCGGGACUCUCGGGGUGAGUAAGAAGGCCAGCUCCAGCGCUGGCGUGCAGGUAGACAGGAACCAGCUAAUGAGCAGUCAUCUUGUUUCCUUUUAAUGAUAUUUUCACAUUCCGUGUUUCCCGUCUGCGUAUGUUGUCCCGUCAUUGGCAUUUCUCGGCAGUGAAGUCAGACCAUCAUGUAUUACCUUGUGGAGGACACACCGUAAAUAAUAAUUUCUUACAAAACGAGAUAUGUCGUCGGGGUAAUUGUCAGAGAUGAACAGAUAGAGUCCAGGGGAAGGGGGGGCGAGAGAGAGAGACUGCGUCCGGUGAUCGGUGAUUUUCAGCAUCCACGCUCAGAACAGCCGUACAAGUCCAAUUAUUAAAACGAAAGAAAAAAGGAAACAGGAAAAUAAACGCAGAGAGGGCCCUCUCCCACUCUUCCUUUCAAUGCAUAGCCCGAAAGUUUGUGCUCCAAACGCCUUUCCGACAAUCAGAUGAAUACUGAAGCGAUGAUACGUCAAGGUGUGGAAAGCGCCUAUUGCGUUCAGCCACUCGGAAAAGCGUUCGCACUGUGCCUCAGUUCACUCUACUCUGCGCUCAAGGAAGGAGCAACUGGGCUGGACUUGCAUCGACUGCAAGUUAAAUAAGCAACAGCUUUUGGAAUUUAAAUAAAGGGACACACGGGGAGAAGGGAGAGGGUUUCAGAAGACCUCCGUGAGUGCAAGGGGAGAGGUGUUAUCGCUCUUCAAAAGUGCUCAAUUUUAGCAGAAUUAAGCCGCCGCGCUGGCGGAGACAGCGGUGCACCUCUUUAACCGAAGAAUUCUUGUGUGGACUAUAGGAUUGGGAACACUGUUUCAAGAGCCGUGACAGAAUGGUCACCUGUCUAAGCAAAGCCAUGCUGUGCAGGGCAGUGGUUUCAUGCUGGGAGCCAUUCUUGAGGCUGGCCUUGAUGGCCGUCUUUGUGAGCUCUUCCCUUGGCUGCCCCGCCCGCUGCGAGUGCUCCGCCCAGAGCAAGUCAGUCAUGUGCCACCGGAAGCGGCUGCUGAGCAUUCCAGAUGGCAUUCCCAUUGAGACCCGAAUCCUUGACCUUAGCAAGAACAAGCUGCCAGCUGUCAACCCUGAUGACUUCUCCUCCUACCCCCAGCUGGAGGAGUUGGACUUGAGUGGGAACAUCAUCAGCCACGUGGAGCCUGGGGCCUUCAACAGCCUCCUCAGCCUGCACUCGCUCAGCCUCAGGGGCAACCGCAUCAAGCUCAUCCCCCUGGGCGUGUUCACCAGUCUGGCUAACCUCACCCUGCUGGACAUCAGCGACAACAAGAUCGUCAUUCUGUUAGACUACAUGUUCCAGGACCUGCACAAUCUGAACUCCCUGGAGGUUGGCGACAACGACCUGGUCUACAUCUCACACCGGGCCUUCAGCGGCCUGCUGGGCCUAGAGACACUGGCCCUGGAGCGCUGUAACCUGACGGCGGUGCCCACAGAGGCCCUAUCGCACCUGCCCAACCUGGUCAGUCUGCACAUGCGGCACCUGGACAUUGCCGCCCUGCAGCCCUACUCCUUCAAGAAGCUGUUCCGCCUCCGGCACCUGGAGAUCGACAGCUGGCCCUCGCUGGAUGCCAUCCCCAGCAAUGCCUUGCAUGGCCUCAACCUCACCACCCUCUCUGUCACCAGCACCAACCUGUCAGCCUUCCCCUAUCAGGCCCUCAGGCACAUGCCUUACCUGACGCACCUCAACCUGUCCUUCAGCCGCAUCAGGCAGGUGGAGGGGGGCCUGCUGAGGGAGCUGGUGCGCUUGCAGGAAAUCCACCUGGUCAGGGCGCAGCUGGUCUCCAUUGAGCCCUACGCCUUCCAGGGCAUCCGGUGGCUGAGGGUCCUCAACGUGUCCCACAACCACCUGGACACACUGGAGCGGGCCGCGUUUCAGGCCCCCGAGGCCCUGCAGAAGCUGCUGAUCGACAGCAACCCGCUGGUGUGCGACUGCCGCCUCAUGUGGCUCCUGCAGAGGAGGCACUCAAUUGCUUUUGGUGACACCCAGCCUGAAUGCAGCACCACGGAGGGAGUGCAUGGCCGGCCCUUCCGGGAGUUCAAGGAGUCCCUGCUCUCCUACUACAUGACCUGCACCAAGCCAAGGAUCCAGGAAAACCGGACGCAGACAGUCUUCGUGGAUGAGGGGCGGCCUGUGAGGCUGCCCUGCACGGCAGAGGGGACCCCCAGGCCCAUGGUGUCCUGGGUCACACCGCGCCGGCGCCUCCUCACCAGCAAGAACAGUGGGAGGUUCAUGGUCCAUGCCAAUGGCACACUAGAGAUCCAGGUCUUGGAGGCACACGACAGUGGGGUGUACUUGUGCGUGGCAAGCAACGCUGCAGGGAAUGAUACACUGAUGGCCUCACUGGUGGUGAGAAGCUUGGGCACGCGGGACAGAUCACUCUACGCAAACAGGACCUCUCAGCUCUCCACAGACCCUAGCAAUGCCACUGCCAAUGCCACAAAUCUCUAUAACAUGACCUUCGGCCUUGACCUAAAGACCAUUCUUGUGUCGACAGCCAUGGGCUGCUUCACAUUCCUUGGUGUGGUCUUGUUCUGCUUCCUGCUCCUGUUCGUUUGGAGCCGUGGGAAAGGGAAACACAAAAGCAACAUUGACAUCGAGUAUGUUCCGCGGUCCAAGUCCGACGGGGGGUCAACGGAUGGGGCAGAGCAAGCAGGGCCUCACCGCUUUAAUAUGAAAAUGAUCUGAGUGCUACCACGGACUCUAGGAAGUAGCACUGGGAACAUUGAUAAAAAACGUGGUGGAUUUUCCACACAGGAGCCAGGAGCCUGCUGCUGAAGCCUAAAGCUAAAUAAGCAGCAAUGACACAUUUGAGCCCUGGGGCCGCGCACAGAAGGGGGCCCCCAGGGGCCAAUAACGCACCUGUCCAGUUCAGGUUCUCACAGGUGUCCACGUCAGUGUCAGUGGAUCUGAAACAGCAGGCCGUGUGUUGGUGUUAAAAAUCAGCUUUUCACUA